Molecule: messenger RNA, 3572 nt
Organism: Anolis carolinensis (green anole)
Lineage: Eukaryota; Metazoa; Chordata; Lepidosauria; Squamata; Anolidae
Product: zinc finger and SCAN domain-containing protein 2-like
Exons: 2
Coding region: 513-1745 (410 amino acids)
Biological process (GO): regulation of transcription by RNA polymerase II
Cellular component (GO): nucleus
Molecular function (GO): DNA-binding transcription factor activity, RNA polymerase II-specific; RNA polymerase II cis-regulatory region sequence-specific DNA binding
Source: RefSeq, a predicted model, not a curated record
UAUUGAGCUCCUGAUCUGCUGAACUGCUGUUGUUGCUGCUUUUCCCUUUUUGACGGCUUUGUCCUUUUUUGAAAUGGCAACAGACCCAUAACCCGGACCCUUCCCUCGGCAGAGAGGGCCGUCCUGCGGAAAGAAGGGCGUCUGCAGGGAGGGAUUGGCGGAGGCCGUGAAGAAGAAGCUCCAGGCCGAAGUGGAGAAGGACCAGCAGGUGCCAAAAGGUAACUUCUGAAAAAGCUCUGCAAAGAAUACGUUGUGAGAGCUUUGCCCAAGGAGUGCUCUAAGUCUAAAGGGACUUCAAAAUACACAGCAAUGACAACAAGAAAAAAUAAGUAGUAAAAAUAUAUUUCAAGCUACAAACCUAUGCAGUUAAGAGGAGGAAAUAAGAUUGUGCUGAAAAAAGAGAGGCUUGGGAAAGCGAGCAGAAGGCUACAGCAAUACAAAGACAAAUACAAAGUUCAGGAGGUUAUAUCUGUGAACUCCUGGCAUAAUAUUUGAAUUAUAAAUAUAAAAGAAUGGCAAGUCCUCUACCUCCCUAUCCUAGAUCACACACAGGGGAGAAGUUACAUCAGUGUCUGGAAUGUGGGAAACAAUUUGAUUGGAAAAAUUCUCUUACUGUACAUGAACGGACCCACACAGGGGAGAAGCCAUAUGAAUGUGUGGAAUGUGGAAAGAGCUUCAGUCGGAGUGACAAAUUACGUUCCCAUCAAAGGACCCACACAGGGGAGAAACCCUAUAAAUGCAUAGAAUGUGGAGAAAGCUUCAGUCGGAGUGACAGUCUACGUUCCCAUCAAAGGACCCACACAGGGGAGAAGCCAUAUAAAUGCAUGGAAUGUGGAGAAAGCUUCAGUCACAGUGGCAGUCUACGUUCCCAUCAAAGGACCCACACAGGGGAGAAGCCCUCUAAAUGCAUGGAAUGUGGAAAGAGCUUCAGUCAGAGUGACAAAUUACGUUCCCAUCAAAGGACCCACACAGGGGAGAAACCCUAUAAAUGCAUAGAAUGUGGAGAAAGCUUCAGUCGGAGUGACAGUCUACGUUCCCAUCAAAGGACCCACACAGGGGAGAAGCCAUAUAAAUGCAUAGAAUGUGGAGAAAGCUUCAGUCGGAGUAACAAUCUACGUUCCCAUCAAAGGAAGCACACAGGGGAGAAGCCAUAUAAAUGCAUAGAAUGUGGAGAAAGCUUCAGUCGGAGUGACAAUCUACGUUCCCAUCAAAGGACCCACACAGGGGAGAAGCCAUAUAAAUGCAUGGAAUGUGGAGAAAACUUCAGUCAAAGUGGCAGUCUACGUUCCCAUCAAAAGACCCACACAGGGGAGAAGCCACAUAAAUGCAUAGAAUGUGGAGAAAGCUUCAGUCCGAGUAACAAUCUACGUUCCCAUCAAAGGAAGCACACAGGGGAGAAGCCAUAUAAAUGCGUAGAAUGCGGAAAGAGCUUCAGUCACAGUGGCAAUCUACGUUCCCAUCAAAGGACCCACACAGGGGAGAAGCCAUAUAAAUGCAUAGAAUGUGGAAAGAGCUUCAGUCGGAGUGACAAGCUACGUUCCCAUCAAAAGACCCACACAGGGGAGAAGCCAUAUAAAUGCAUAGAAUGCGGAAAGAGCUUCAGUCGGAGUGACAGUCUACGUUCCCAUCAAAGGACCCACACAGGGGAGAAGCCAUAUAAAUGCAUAGAAUGUGGAAAGAGCUUCAGUCAGAGUGACAGUCUACGUUCCCAUCAAAGGACCCACACAGAGGAGAAGUCACCUUAAUGCACGGAAUAGGAACAGAGCUUUAGAAAAAGUUCAGCAUACAGUAGACAUCACAGAACUCAUGUACCUCUAGAGGAGACGGGCCUUUGAGUUUCCGAAUCUAUAAAAACACAUUGGAAGGAAAGAGGAAGGCCAGCACCUUGCUCUCUCUCCACCAUGAAUCGGAGUUUGUGUGGCCUUGGUUGACGGCUACUGGGAGCAGGUGUCGCUCAGAAUGGCAGCAAGCUUGGAAGGGGUUCACCUAACCUCCUCCGCAAAGAGACCCAUCGCAGGCUUCUAGGAUGAUGUGUGAAGGUUUGCUGAAAUGAGCAGCAGCAGAGAUCUCUGGAUUAAAGGGUUCUGAAAAAGAAUAGCUCUUUGGUUGCAGAUAACGUCGUAUCUUCAUACUCCUGCCUUAUUUCUUGGCUCUUCUGCAUUCAAUGGCAUCAAUUGUUUCCCAUGCAUGUGUACUGUAUGUACUGUGAUCUGUCCUGAGUCCCUUGGUUGAAAUUUUGGGUGCUAGCCCUGUACUUUUAACCCUUUUCUGGACUUUGUUGUAUCCUGAAUCAUUGACUCUAAAUUCUGGACUGACGUCUAGGUUUCGUAUAUGGACUUGGACUUUGUUUGUAUCCCUGACUUUCUGGCUUGACUUUGGGACUCUAAAUUCGGUUUGUACUCUUGAUUUCUUGGUUGUUGUUUUAUCAACUUAGCUGAAUGAACUCCUGGCAUGUGACUGUUGGGACUGUGACCUUGGUUCUUGUUAAUUUUCACUCCUGACCUGUAUCUGCAGUACUCAACUUGUCCGCAAUAAUUGGACUCUUGACCUGCACUUGUAUUCAUUGUUCCUUCAACUGUGUUGCUCCAAUUAUUUUAGCUCAGUGGCUCCCAACCUUUUUUUAACUAGGGAUCAUUUGACAAGGGACCACUCUCCAAAAUUAGUACCAGAAGGGUUAUAAAUCAGUUUUUGGUCAACUUUAGAUUUGGUUUGGUUAUUUGGAGUGAUGAUUCAGAAAAUUGCAUUGGAUAGACCACGUCAGCUCUCAUUCCUGAUAUGCCAUCCAGUGAGUCGUCAUCUGCUCGCCCACAGAAAACCAUAUUUAAUAAUCCUCGGGACUAUAAGAGGGUUUCGCGAGACCAGUCACUCUCAUUGUAAUGGUGUAGUAACUGUGAGGCUGUGAACCCUAUUUUAGUUCUUGCCGACCACUGGUGGUCCAUGGACCCCAGGUUGGGAACCACUGUUUUAGCUGGACUGAAGACUUUAGUUUUCCUAUAAAAUAAUAUGGUCUUGGCUUGUCUUGUGUUUGUUUAAUAAACCUCAGACUUUAUACCGAGAGAGCCCUGGAACAUGAGACCAUCAGCCUUGCUUUGUGUGUACUUAUCCCUGUGUAGAGUGAAACCCUUUCUGGAUAUGAGACUGUUCAAUCCCCACCUUUGGCAAAGGGUCCAUUAGGACACACAGUAUCCCUCCCCAACUGCAGAGAAUGGAAGACAAAAAAUGACUACAACGACUGAUGAAGAUUCAUGAAUCCGUUGAGAUGGACAUAUUAACUACAUUCAUGAAGUAUAGAACCGCAUUGAAAGGAAAUAAGAGUAAAUAGAGAUACAAAUCAUAUAGUGAGUGAGUUUUGUAAAUUAGCGUUUGAUGUCAGUUAGUUUUGUUCUUAUUGUCCAAGGUGUGUGUCCUUGUUCCCUUUAUAUUUGUUAAAUAGUCCUUUUUUAAAAAAAUGUACCAAAAUUAUUAUUUGUAUAAAAUACUGUUUUUAAAUACCAAAAUUGUAAUUUGUGUAAACAUGCUUUGAUUUGUUUUUCUUCUUUAGUCUUUGAAUAAAUAUUGUUUUUUAAAAACGA